Messenger RNA from Bactrocera tryoni, 3502 nucleotides. Its product is annotated as trithorax group protein osa. The transcript has 3 exons. NCBI's taxonomy places the organism in Eukaryota, Metazoa, Arthropoda, Insecta, Diptera, Tephritidae. The record is from RefSeq and is a predicted model, not a curated record. The coding region runs from base 280 to 3477 and encodes 1065 amino acids.
GCACAAGUGAUUGAGCUCCGUUCGUGUUGCGCGUAUCCGUUUCCGUUAUCGUUUUUGUUGUUGCCGUUGACGCCGCUGUCAACGUGUGCCACUCUGUUAACUCCUGUUGACUAGUUUGCCACUCGCUCGCGUUCCGCACCGUAAUCUAGCUUUAGACGGAAGUUGUUAGUCCUUUCAUACAUACGUAACAUUGAAAAGGAUACAACCGCUACAGCGAAACCAAAGAUAACACAACUGAGGAUUACAUCGCAAAUUCUACACGUGCUAAAUUCACCACAAAUGAUGAUUUUGCGGAUAACAGCAGUAACGUUCCUGCUAGCGGCCAGUUGCAGUGAUGCCGUUGUUGUGAAGCCGCGGCCACAAUAUGGCCCACCACCACCACAACGACAGCCACAUCGUGAGUAUGGCGUACCACAGCAGAUACCGUUCCGUGAAUAUGGCCCACCAGCACUAAAGUAUGGACCACCCAAAUUCAUUAGCGGCGGCAAUGGUGGCAGCUUCUCUUCAAGUAGUAGCAGCAGCAGCAGCAAUAGCUUUAACAGUGGCUUCAACGAACAAAUCAAAUCGCAUUUCGGUGUGCCAAAGCCAUUCUAUGGUCCACCACAUAUUCAACAUAAGCCCGCGCCCAAUUAUGGACCACCACAGGCACAGUAUGGCCCACCACCACGUCCUGCGCCACAAUACGGACCACCACCACCAAGGCCAUCACAACAAUAUGGCCCACCACCUCGUCCCAGCUAUGGACCACCACCACAGUCGCUGCCUUCGCCAUUACCCGCGCCUCUGUUCAAACCUGAACAUUCACCAGCCAGUUCUUAUGGUCCACCACCCUCAGGACCGCUAAAUUUGCCACCCAAACCUGUGUAUGGACCACCUAAGCCUUCGUAUGGUCCACCGCCAUUAGCUUUAGGACUUACUGGCCCCGGUCCAGCGCCUGCCAACUUCAACAAAGUGCCUGAAACAACGAUUAUACUGGCAAGCGGUGGCGGUAAUGGCGGCUCCUCCGGUGGCCAUCAUCAUGGUAAUGGCGGCGGCCCAGUAAAACAAGUGCAAAUCCAAAUAGAUGCCUCAGGACAUACGCACAGUGUAAGCGGCUCACAAGCACCAUUUCACACAGCUUGCGACGGUUGGAAACCGAUACCAGCACCUGUAGGAUCCUAUGUAGAGGGCAACAACAUUGAGACUCAAUCUGGUUAUAGUCACGUCGCACAAGGUAGCUUCGGCACACAGUACAGCGGGGGUGCAAGUAUUUCCGGCGGCAGUCAUGGUGUUGCAACUGGCAGUGGUGGUAGCAUUAUUGCCGGAUUGAGCGAUGCACAACUUGUUGCGGUUGCGUUACAAUCAGGUGGGUUCGAUGGGUCCAACCAUGGUCCACAAUUGCCACCCACGGGACCAACGGGUGAUUUCAAGCAACAAAAUAUUAACUCGAUCGAAACUGAUGUUUUACAGGUUGCUCUUGGCGGUGGCGAUGAUUCGUAUAGCAAACCACCGGCAGACUCUUAUGCGCCCGGCUCGAUUCACGCGCAUAAACACAAUAACAUUAAUGGCGGAUUAAUUCCACCCAGCGGUAACUAUGGACCACCCCCGCCGCCACCACCAGUGGAUAGUUAUGGCCCACCACCGAGUGGUAACUACCUUCCACCACCAAGUGGCAAUUAUGGACCACCACCAUCUCAAUUGCCUCCACCAAGUGGCAAUUACGGACCACCACCACCACCAUUGCCACCAAACGACAAUUAUGGACCUCCUCCACCACCACCUUCCAGUGCCGCGCUAUUCGUGGAAAAUCACCACUCCUCGUCUGCAUCCUCCUCCUCAUCCUCUCAAGCUGGCUUACAUUAUGGCUCGCAAUCCGGCAAUGUUCUGAAUGUUCCUACGCAUGGUGCUUCGCAACCUAGUCGUCCGGUAUCGUUCCGGCCACCAGUCCCUCAAGGUCUGCUAGAGUCUAUUGGUGAUGCCGUGCAACAUUUGGAUCAAUUUGGUGUUAAACCACCAACUCAGUCGCCCACUUACAUACCACCUGCAGCAAAUGAAAUCGCCGAUAAUGGGAUUGGUUCGGAAUACGGUCCACCUCCACCACCGCCUGCGCAAAUCAAUGUGCCCAUUGGCGUUAUUGAGCAGCAGUUGCCACAAGUACAGCCGCCUCAGGUCUUCACACAGGUAAAUCAGCAACACGAACACCACAAUCAUCAACAAAACACACAAAACUUUCAACAUCAACAACAACAAAUACAACAACAACAAUUCCAACAGCAUGGUUCAUUCCAAGAAUUCCCACCAUUGUCUCCACCUCCUCCACAACCCCAAUUUCAAAUUUUACCCCCAUUACAGGAGCAUCGUGGCAACGCACAAAACCAAUAUGGUCCACCUUUGCCACCACCACCACCGCAACAGCAGUAUCUACCCCCACCACCACCACCACCACAACAUGGUCGCCCCUUCCCACAACCUCCACCACCACCAUCUCAACAAUAUCUGCCACCGACACAACAAACUGGUCCAGUAACCUUCCAGCAGCAAAGUAGCGCAUCCUCGAGCUCCAGCUUCGAAAAGUCAUACUCUUCCUCGCAGCACAAUGAGCAAUUCAUACACGCGCAAGCCUUGCCUCUGCAACAGGAACCGCGCUUCACGCAGGUUCAUGAUUGUGGUCAAGGACCGAACCUAGUCAGUGCAGGCUAUCAAUUGCAGCAACAGAAUCAGUAUCAACAACAAAACCAGUAUCAGCAACAACAGCAACAUCAGUUCCAACAGCAACACUCGCAACAAUACUCCGCCUCAAACUCGGUUUCGAGCACCUCAGCUAACGCCUACAACGCCAUCUCGCAAAGCAUACCUGUGGCUGAGACACACACACAGUUCGUUGAGCAAGAACCUGCCGACAGCUACGGACUACCGUCAGCCGGUAAUCACCUCGAUCAUGACUAUGACGGCUAUGCUUCACAGAAGUCCUCUGUAGCGGCGCUGCCAGAUGGCACUAAUCCUCAAGAACUGCCCGGUCUCGAUGGUCUUAAUGUGAUUUCUGCGCAGAAAUCUCAAUCCAUACAGCUGUCGCCUGAACAGGUCAGUGGCGCGGCGCAUUCUCAAUAUGAACCUACAUUCCAACUGGACAUUGCCGGUAAUGGCGCAAAAUCGGUACAAACCGAACAGUCCGCUAAUCAUGAAGAGAUACUGUCGGAAGGCUUACUGCAAUCGAUAUUAACCGCCAUUGAGCAACCCCAACAAAAGGGUGUGCAGCAUCAGCACACCGUACAGGUGAUCACAAAUCAAAAUAACGACAUCUACGGUCAUGGCGCACAAAGCCGCUCCGACACAGACAUACAGGAAGAUGCCACGCCCGACGAUGAACACGAGCCCGAAGUGGCCGAAUCCGACAAAGUUGAGGUGCAAGUAAACGCCGAUGGCGAAGAAGUGGCGACAGUGCGGGAAAUUAAGCCGAUUGUAGCGGCCGAAAUCGAUGACGAUGAAGCGAAGCAUUAGCGACCUAGAUAUAAAUAACGGUAGA